AUGCCUCCCUCUGCUCCCCCGCCAGGAAUAUACGUACCUACGCUCACAUUCUUCCAACCUACACAGAAGCAGGAAUUAGACCUCCAAGCACUUACUUCCCAUAUUGCCAGACUCGCACAAGCACGAGUACAGGGAAUCGUCCUCCUCCACCCAAUAGGAGAACCACACCAUCUAUCGCGUGACGAGCGCACGCACCUCCUCACUCACACACAGCAUUUCCUCUCCUCCAUUCCUGCUCAGCUCACCCUCAUCGUCGGCUGCUCAGCACCCAGCACGUGGGAGACGAUCGACCUAUGCGAGGAGGCAGCGGCACUCGGAGGGGCAUACUGUUUGGUCAACGCACCGGGAGGGGAGGAUGAGCUAGGGGACUCGGCUCUCGAAGGGUACUUCUUUGACGUAGCAGACCAAUCCCCUCUCCCGCUCCUCCUCUCCCCCUCCCACGCCCUCCCCCUCCCCCUCCUACAGCGCCUAGCCCAGCACCCAAACAUCGUCUCCCUCCUCCUGACUUCUCCCAGUCUCGCACUCCAACUUUCCUCCACCUUCCCCACAAAGUCCUUCUCCCCUAUGGCGACCCAGUCCGACGCUCUCCUGCCCAUGCUCUGCGCUGGCGCCCAGGGGGCCAUACUGCCAUUGGGGAACGUAGCGCCUGAAGCGCUUGUCCAAAUCUGGGAAAGUUGGAAUAGGGAGGACCUGCCCGCGGCACAAGCGCUCCAACGCCCACUAGCCCGCUGUGGGGCUAUAGAACGCGCCGGUACACGAGGAGUACGCGCAGCGCUGAGCCAUGUGAAGGGGUAUGGUGGGUGGAGCAGGAGGCCCGUCUUAGCGCCGGGGGAGAAGGAACGGGAGGAGAUCAACAGAGCGUGCGAGGUGCUAGAAGGGAAGGGCAAGAGCCGGCCGGGGAUGCCGAAUGGUGUGCAACACUAA
Dacryopinax primogenitus is the source of this 924-nucleotide messenger RNA. Its product is annotated as aldolase. The record is from RefSeq and is a predicted model, not a curated record. The transcript is spliced from 4 exons. The coding region runs from base 1 to 924 and encodes 307 amino acids. NCBI's taxonomy places the organism in Eukaryota, Fungi, Basidiomycota, Dacrymycetes, Dacrymycetales, Dacrymycetaceae. Gene Ontology annotation, molecular function: 4-hydroxy-tetrahydrodipicolinate synthase activity.